AUGAAUAAUCAACUCGAAAAUUUUUUUUCAAUGCGGGUCGUGUAUCUGUGGCAAGUUGACUGUUUUUUUUUUCGGGCUUGCUUUAUCAGUGGCAGUUUUAGUAGAGAGACACUUUUGAAUGUACCAUCAUUUGAUUUCACCAACAGGAAUAAGGGACAGUCCACAUACCAACUACUCACACACAUACAUACAUACAUACAAAUGAGUAUACAUGCACAAAGGAAUGGAUCAUCAGCUCAAUUUAAUGGUGUUAAUCAACGUCCAACAGCUAAACGAUCACCGUCAAUUUUAGUCACUGAUGCUCGUAGCGAUAAAGUUAAAGGAGCACGAGCUCCAUUUGCUGGUCAAAAUUAUAAGAAACAACAACAGCUAGAACAACAGAGACAACAACAACAACAACAACAGAAUCAUCGUGGGAAUUAUAAUUUUCAACAACUGCAACAUCUUAAUGCUCUUCAACAACGAUUUAAAAAUAAAUUUACUGAUAUAUCAGUUGAUAAAUUGUUGAGCAAUUCAAGUGAUAUUCCUUCAGGUCAAUUACGAUUUCGUCAUCCUCCUAAUUUCAAUCGUCAACGAUAUGGAAGUACGGGUUCAUCAUCAUCAUCACCACCACCACCUCCUAUAAGGAGUCCAUAUAGUCAACAAGAUCAUCGAAGAAAUAUCCGAAGUAUUCCAAAACUUUCUCUGUCAUUACCUUCAAGAACAUCUAAAACUAGUCAAAAACUUGUAUUGAUUCCAGAAGAACAACGACAUGGAUCUCCACCAUUAACAAGUUCAAUUUCAACAUCAAAGGCUACACAAGAAACAAAUGUUAAUGCAGAAUUACAAGCUCAAAUGACAAGAUCAAGAGCUGAAUUAAUGCCAAAGGAAAAAAGAGCUGAAGAAUUUAGUAGAAUGACGGCUUAUUUCAUUUGUGAAGAAUUCAAUUUAUCAGAAGUUGCUAAAUUUUUGCGUAAAAAUCAUGAAGUUAAACCAAGAUUAUAUGAUGAAGCUUUAUAUGUACCUUAUGCCUUACCUUUAUUACCGGGGAAUGAAGGAGUUCGUGUUAAAUCAAAUAAUACUGCUAAAUUAUUGGCUAAGAAUAAAUAUAUGGAGAAUAUGAUUAAUAAAAAUGAACAAACUACACAUUUAUAUGAAUAUUAUUCUGGUUUUGAAACUCCUGAAGAUGCAAACAAUUAUUCCAUGGAUCCAGAGUUUGAAAAUGUUGAUGGAAAUACUCCAUUUGAACCUUCAGAACCACAAUUUUUUGCUCCACCUGAGGAUGAAGAAGAAGUAGUUGAAGAAAUUGAUCAAAAUCAACUGAGUGUUGCUAGCAACAAGAGGAAUGAUAAAGGAUCAGGAAACAAUGCCAAAUCAAAAGCCACAACUACCACUACGACUAACACCACAUCCACCAAUACAAAUACUACUACUACAACAACAACAUCGACGUCCUCCUCCUCCUCCUCAUCAUCAUCAUCGAUUCAUAGUCAAAGUGAUGUAUCUAAACAUCAUGCGGAAAUGUUUGUAUUUGAUUUUGGAGUGGUUGUAUUUUGGAAUUUUUCUGAAAUCCAUGAAAAGAAUAUUCUUGCAGAUUUAGCAUUUAGUGAUGAAUCAUUAUUGAUUAAUCCAAUAGAUGAACAAGAUAUUGAAACAGAAGAAUUUCAUUAUGAAUAUGAUCGACAAUUAUUACGACCAAGAAUUUAUAAUGAUAUGAUUACUUUACGUUCAGCUGAUCAUUUAAUUAAACUUACCAUGUCUUAUGCAAUUGCACAACUGACGAAAUUAGAAUUAUUUGAAAGUCGAAUGGUUAAUGUUUUACAUCUGAUUAGUAAAUUACCUAAAAAAUUGGCCCUUACUGGAUCACUUGGAUUGAAACAACAUCAAGUUAUGAAAAAAUCUGGUAAAUUAUUUAAAUUACGUGUUGAUGUAAAUUUAUCUGGUUCUAUUUUAGAUACUCCUGGAUUUUUUUGGAGUUCAGAACCUGCUUUACAUCCAUUAUAUAAUGCAGUUAGGGAAUAUUUGGAAAUUGAUCAAAGAGUUCAAGUUUUAAAUAAUCGAUGUAAAGUAUUUUUGGAAUUUAUUGAUAUUAUUCAUGAUAGUUUAAAUGAAAAGAAUACUAAUAGAAUAACAUGGAUGAUUAUUGUUAUAAUUUUCUUAAGUUUAUUCGUUAGUUUAUUUGAAUUAUUCCUUGGUUCAUCUAAAUUAGUUACAUAA
Candida tropicalis MYA-3404 is the source of this 2196-nucleotide messenger RNA. RefSeq lists its product as uncharacterized. The coding region runs from base 1 to 2196 and encodes 731 amino acids. NCBI's taxonomy places the organism in Eukaryota, Fungi, Ascomycota, Pichiomycetes, Serinales, Debaryomycetaceae. The transcript has a single exon. The record is from RefSeq and is a predicted model, not a curated record.